CCCUAAAUGGCCCCCUCAAAGAUUGAACUCACAACCCUGGGUUCAGCAGGCCAAUACUCAAACCACUGAGCUAUACCUCCGCCCAUACUACUGGCCACUUCUUAAAAUGCAUUUGAUUGGUUAUAUUUAUUCAGCUGAAAACCAGCAGCCAAUGGAAUCUUCUGUUUCUAAAGCAGUGGAUUAGGCUCAGCUGAUCUGGGCACUAACAAAUCAAAGCUUCCGGGUUCUCAGGCUGGCUUCCCCCAAGCUGCGGAAAGAAUACAGCUAAUUCAUCAAUUAUAGCAGGAGUUCUUGCUUCCUGGGCAGGGAGUCCCCUCCAUUUCGGGUUUCAGUGACAUACACAGAUAACAAGGUGCCAGUUUGCUGGAACAUGGCUGUGCGUUUGUUAGAUACACAGUAUAAUGCAGAUUCCUAUCAGAAAUACAGAUUCUCUCCCUCUGAAAAUCUCCAAAGUGUCAUCUUCUCCUACCUGGAAGAAAAGAAAGUAGACCCCAUUCGGCUGGCAGUGGAUGUUGGCUGCGGGUCGGGACAAAGCACUCGCGUACUUGCAGCUCAUUUUGAGAAGGUGGUUGGAACAGACAUCAGUGAAGCUCAAAUCGAGGCAGCCAAACAAGCUGCCUCCUUCCCAAAUGUUUCUUACCAUGUGUGCCCUGCAGAGGAGCUGCCAUUUGAGGAUGGUUCCGUGGACUUCAUUACUGCUUUUACAGCUGUCCACUGGUUUGAUGUGCCCAGGUUCAUGAAAGAAGUGGAUCGAGUUCUCAGGCCACAUGGCUGUGUGGCCCUUAGCACCUACACUACAGACUUCAGUAUGCACUAUAAAGACUGCUCGGAAAGGCUUACGGAAAUCUUCACUGAGACCCGGGACCUGCUUCUUGAAUAUGCAGAUGAAAAAGUAAAACUUGUCUUUGCAGAGUAUAAAGAGGUGUUUGAGUCUGUGCCUUUUCAGGACAAGCGGAGAGUUACCCAGAUCUUAGACAAAAUUCCCAUGUCUGUUUCUGGGGUGAUCGGGUUAUUCCAGUCCUUCUCCAUGUAUCAAGCCUUUCUGAGGAGCGACCCUGAAGCAGCAAAAUCCCUCCUCCAAAAAACUGAACAAAGGUUCCUGGACACCAUGGGAGUUUGCUCUAAUGAAACCCAGGUAGAGAUUGGGAUAAGGAGUGUUUCUGUUCUAGGCUGCAAGGGGCCAUGAAUGGAAAAUCCAGCGAUGAUCCUAUAUCCA
Chelonia mydas (Green sea turtle) is the source of this 1216-nucleotide messenger RNA. Its product is annotated as putative methyltransferase DDB_G0268948. The record is from RefSeq and is a predicted model, not a curated record. The transcript is spliced from 7 exons. Lineage: Eukaryota; Metazoa; Chordata; Testudines; Cheloniidae. The coding region runs from base 371 to 1186 and encodes 271 amino acids. Gene Ontology annotation, molecular function: S-adenosylmethionine-dependent methyltransferase activity.